AUGGCACGAGUAAGAGACUGUCCACUUGCUGCCAGCUUGAGGUUCUUUUCCUUGUGGUGUAUUCCCCUUCUCUUUCUAUUCUUAUGCCAACCAUUAACGGCUUCAACAUUGCCAUCCAAACGACAUCGAUCCUUACCCGAAGAUGAGAUCUACAACAACGAGUUUCCAGGAACAGAACGAAGCAAGAGAAUCAAGAAGCAGCAAUUAGCCAAUUUGUUGCCAUCCAAUGUGGAACCAACUCUCUUGGAACGUCGGCUUGAUAAUAAGGCAAACCGAAAGGGCUACAGCGACGUGACUGGGCGGCGAAUGCAGAGGUCAAAGCCUACUACCAUCGAUGAUCGAAUAUUAUCUUCCAAGAAAAGUUCCAAGCGGUCCUCUUCAUCAUCGGAAUAUUAUACCUACUAUUCCACAGACUACUACAGCAGCAAAGGAAAAGGUGGAAACGGAAAAGCUUCCUCUGUCUACUCCAGCGGCAAAGGGGGCAUGUUUCCGCCCGUCUUGUAUGUUCCGAUACCGGUGCCUACCACAUCAUCCUCCACUAGUACUAGUAGUGCCGAGGAGGAGGACGACAAUAUAGAAAGUUCCACUGACGAAAACAGCGAUGAUGAAGAUAAUGAUGAAGAGGACGAGGACGAAGGCGAUGAUGGUCACGACGAUGAAACAUUGAAUCUUUUUGACUUUUUGGAAUACCAGGAAUUUAAGCCUGCGGCACCACCAACGUUGAGUCCAACAGCGUCACCCCCAACUUCCAAUGCACCAUCCUUUAACCCUUCGCAAUUUCCAUCCACCGCACCCACAAACUCAAUCACGCCGUCCAAAUCGAUAGCACCGUCCGAAAGGCCGUCACAAGAUCCAUCCGUUUCAUUUCAACCAUCGCAAUCACAGAACCCGAGCAGAUUACCAUCUGGAUCCUUCCAGCCAUCAGAAUCCGCUUUUCCUAGUAGUGGCCCGUCUGCAUCUCAAAGUCCGAGUGAAUCAUCUGCCCCACCAUCCGAGAGCAUUCAGCCUUCCACUGUUCCAUCUAGCGCGCCCACCAUCGAACCGAUCGUAUUCGGAACGGCUACUAUCAAAAUUAAGAGUCAACUGUUUGACACUGACAGCGGCAAUGCGGGGGACAAAAUGGGCGAUGAUAUGCAAAAUCCGCAAGAAAUUUUCUUUAUUGGUGAUCAAGGGUGA
Messenger RNA from Cylindrotheca closterium, 1176 nucleotides. The record is from the annotation of a GenBank genome assembly. Lineage: Eukaryota; Bacillariophyta; Bacillariophyceae; Bacillariales; Bacillariaceae.